This is a messenger RNA of Corythoichthys intestinalis (scribbled pipefish), 1826 nucleotides long. RefSeq lists its product as uncharacterized. Lineage: Eukaryota; Metazoa; Chordata; Actinopteri; Syngnathiformes; Syngnathidae. The transcript is spliced from 2 exons. Bases 326 to 1246 code for a protein of 306 amino acids. The record is from RefSeq and is a predicted model, not a curated record.
UUUAGAGGUUGCUCAAGACGUUUAAAAAACGGCAGAUAUUGUCGUUUUUCCGUAUUUUUGAGUUUUGUAAGAUGUAUUGUGUGCCAGAUUAUGGUAUUUUGUAUCAUACAUUUAUGUUGAAAUUGACUUGGCUAUUCUUAAAAACACAGCCGUGAAUUAAUAUUGAUUCAUGUUUGUCACAUUCAGUGGUUUUAUCCAGUCAGGAAUCCAUGACGAAUGAGCUAGCGUCACUGACUGGUUCCGAAGACAACACAGAAGGUGAUAGUGAUGACGAGUGCUAUUCUGCCCCAGCAUGUGAUUCCAGUGGGUCCAACCUCUGGUCCUGAUGUUAAGAUUUUCAAAAGACAUCAAAGAUGAUACCACUGAUUUUGUCAUGAAACACCUCAACUGUUUUCAACCAAGAGAUGAUUACAGAGAGCUCCUGGAACUCGUCAUAAUUUUUCUCGGCGGUAGUCCUCCUCGUGGUGUUCAUUUCAGGAUUCCUGGAGCUAUACAUCACGCACGCUGGAUGGCGAAGGCAUUGUAUGCUCUCAAGAUUUAUCUAUUUCGAGAACAGUUCAAGCUCACUGCUCAUGAAAACAAAGGCAUUCGUGAUGUUUGUGUGUUCAUCGUCCCAUUGUACGUACGAGUCUGGUUCACUGCUCCUGAUGCCGUCUCUGCUCCUCGUCAUGAUCUGUGGUUUUUGCAAAGUUUGAAGAUGUAUGAGGACAUCAACCCAGCAAUUUCCAAAGCUGCAGUCAGUAAGUUUUCAGGACACCUUUGGUAUUUAAGUGAAGAGUUGGUAGCGUUGGCCCUCUUCGACCCAGCAGUAACCAAUGAUACAAAGAGAGCCAUGGUGGAAGCUAUGUUGGAGGAAGGAUCUGCUUCUGAUAGUUUGCCAAAAGGUCCAAAGCGCAUACAAGCUGCCAAGAAGUCCAUCCAGGAAAUGUCCCUUGUGGGGUGUGUGAACCGAAACACCAAGAUUUUCUUCACAAAUUUGGACAUAGCUGCAGAAUUUCUCCAGGCUGAACCAGAAACAUGGGACUCCCGAGACGACUUCAAGGCAGCAUCUUCCAUCGUGCACAGUCUGAAGGUUGUUAACGAUUUAGCUGAAAGGGGAGUGGCACUCAUCGAAGAGUACAAUCCUUUGUUAACUAAUGAUGAGGAACAGAAACAAUACUCGCUGCAAGUCGUACAGGACCACAGGAAGAGCUUCCCCGAUGCAAAAAAGGCCAUACUGCUCCAGACUAGUGAAAUCAAUAAAUAAUCAUCAGUCACUGAUAGUGAACCUUUCGUAUGUUGCCAUACAUUUUAGUUUAUUAAUCAGUCAAAAUAUCUUGACAAUAGUUUGGUUCAAAUCAAUUUGUUUCUUGUUUUGAAGCACUCCUCACAGUUUUGCACUAGCUGUGAACCUGAGGACACCAGCGGUAUUCUGUAACAAUGACUGUAAUCAUAAGGCGGUUGCAAAUUAGGUUUACGAUUCCACAAAUAUACAUGUAACCAUGUGUUGUUUGUAUUAUGCUUUAAUUUUUAGAUUUGUAUCUGGUGUAUGCAUUGUGAAGUUUCACUACAUUCAGUUGAUAAUAAAGAAAUUGAAAGCAUUUUUUCCAAAAUAACCGAUAACGGUAAAAUUUCUAAAAAUACGAACAUUUUGGAAAUUUCAAAGGCUGUGAGCAACCUCAAAAUAUUGCAUAAUUACUUUGAAAAUUUGCACAGUUUACUUUUUUUUAUUUCCUAACACAUUGAGGGGGUGAGAGUUGAACAUUUCCCCCCAAAAAAUUUUGACCCAAUAUAAGGACCACCCUAACGUCGGCUAUGAACGAACACUUGAAGCGCCGUCACCCAAG